Acanthosepion pharaonis is the source of this 669-nucleotide messenger RNA. Lineage: Eukaryota; Metazoa; Mollusca; Cephalopoda; Sepiida; Sepiidae. The record is from the annotation of a GenBank genome assembly.
AUGAUUCAAAUCAUUUUUUUCCUAUAUCCCAUCUAUCUAUCUAUCUAUCUAUCUAUCUAUCUAUCUAUCAAUCAAAUCUCGGUCUGUUCAUAUCUAUCUAUCUAUCUAUCUAUCUAUCUAUCUAUCUAUCUAUCAAAUAUCAGUCUGUUCAUAUCUAUCUAUCUAUCUAUCUAUCUAUCUAUCAAUCAAUCAAUCAAUCAAAUCUCUGUCUGUUCAUAUCUAUCUAUCUAUCUAUCUAUCUAUCAAUCAAUUAAAUCUCGAUCUGUUCAUAUCUAUCUAUCUAUCUAUCUAUCUAUCUAUCUAUCAAAUCUCGGUCUGUUCAUAUCUAUCUAUCUAUCUAUCUAUCUAUCUAUCUAUCAAUCAAAUCUCGGUCUGUUCAUAUCUAUCUAUCUAUCUAUCUAUCUAUCUAUCUAUCUAUCUAUCAAUCAAUCAAAUCUCGGUCUGUUCAUAUCUAUCUAUCUAUCCAUCUAUCAAUCAAACAAUCAAAUCUCGGUCUGUUCAUAUCUAUCUAUCUAUCUAUCUAUCUAUCUAUCUAUCUAUCAAUUAAAUCUCGAUCUGUUCAUAUCUAUCUAUCUAUCUAUCUAUCUAUCAAUCAAUCAAUCAAUCAAUCAAUCGAAUCUCUGUCUGUUCAUAUCUAUCUAUCUAUCUAUCUAUCUAUCAAUCAAUUAA